GCGUGGGACUCCAGGAUACAAAACCACUCUGAGCUACUAAAGUAUGGCAGCUGCUGAGGCGGUAGUGGUGUCGCCGUUGUCUUUGAAAACAGACACAGCUGCAACUCCUGAAGCUGCAGGAACAGCCGCAGCGACGGCUGCCACCUCGCCAGCGAUGGCUGCAGUGGCGGCGGUUACGGCCGCUGCCAGGACCGGAUCCGAAGCUAGGGUCUCCAAGGCCGCUUUGGCUACUAAGCUGCUGUCCCUGAGCGGCGUGUUCGCCGUGCACAAGCCCAAAGGGCCCACUUCAGCCGAGCUGCUGAAUCGGCUGAAGGAGAAGCUGCUGGCAGAAGCAGGAAUGCCUUCUCCAGAAUGGACCAAGAGGAAAAAACAGACUUUGAAAAUUGGACACGGAGGGACUCUAGACAGUGCAGCCCGAGGAGUUCUGGUGAUUGGAAUUGGAAGGGGAACAAAAAUGUUGACCAGUAUGUUGUCUGGGUCCAAGAGGUAUGUUGCCAUUGGAGAAUUGGGUAAAGCUACCGACACGUUAGAUUCUACAGGGAAAGUAACAGAAGAAAAACCUUAUGAUAAAAUAACACAAGAAGAUAUUGAAGGCAUUCUGCAGAAAUUUACUGGGAAUAUAAUGCAAGUACCUCCCCUCUAUUCUGCAUUAAAGAAAGAUGGGCAGAGACUUUCAACUUUGAUGAAGAGAGGUGAAGUAGUGGAAGCAAAACCUGCCAGGCCAGUGACAGUAUACAGUCUCUCCCUUCAAAAAUUCCAGCCACCGUUUUUCACAUUAGAUGUUGAAUGUGGAGGAGGUUUUUAUAUCAGAAGCUUGGUCAGUGACAUUGGCAAAGAACUCUCUUCCUGCGCCAAUGUGCUAGAGCUGACCCGAACCAGACAAGGGCCAUUCACACUAGAGGAGCACGCCCUCCCUGAAGACAGAUGGACAAUCGGUGACAUUGCACAGUCUCUUGAGCAUUGUUCAUCUCUUCUCCCAGCAGAGUUGGCUCUUAAAAAAUCAAAAUCUGAGGAGUCUAAUGGACAAGUUUUGAGCUGUGAAUGUAUAACUCUAAAUGAAACAAAGGGAGAAGAUGAUAUAAUUAAGACAUUCUAAGAUUGGCUUGGAAUUAUCAUCAUUUCUUGGUUGACAUUUGAAUCCUGUGUGCAGAAUGGCGAGCUAUGUGCAAAAGACAAACAACUAUUCCUUUUUUUUUCCACAUGAAGAAAAAUGUCCAUCAGUUAAUUUCUGUAGUGAACAAUUUACCUGAUGUACAUUAUAAAUAGCCUUGGUGGUGUUCAGUUCUUUGCCAUACUAUGGUAUGUUCUUUUAGGAUGUUUAUUGUGUAGUUAGACGGGAUUCAGUAAAAUCAGCUUUCUGGUUUUGAUCUCUCUUCAGUCUUAGCCAGGAAAAUAUUGAGCACAUUUUCUAAUCAAAGAAAAAAAUAGAUGAUACAUUUCUUUUAUGUCACAAAACUUAAUUUAAACUAGUGUUACUUUGACUUUAUUUCGACUUCCUAGUGGCAUUAUUACAUGAAAUUCUUUAACUAUAUUUGAAAAGACCAUUAUUUCACUUUUUCUUAUGUUUUAGAAAGUUUACAAUUAUUAAGAAAAUUUAUUUGAUAAAGCUGUACUUAGUAAUAGGUAUGUUUAUUUAGAUUAGUAAUGGAAGCUAAGAAACUUUUAUAGUAAGUAUUGGUAAGUAAACCAAAUUAUUGCUGCUCUCACUAACAGGAUGUAAAUAGAAGACUGAAUGUUUAAUUAACUUCACCUCUACCAUUAACUUAGAGGACAGACCUAUGGCUUAUAUUUUGGCAGCUAUAUCUUUUCCUGAUAGUUUCAUCAACACAACUACCCUUGUACCAAGUCACUAAAUAACUUGAUUUUUAAAAGUAAACAAAACAAUGUGUCUUCAGUGAAAAACUUCUUUGUUCUUUAAUAUUUAUUUGUACCUUUUUAUAGGGUAUUAGUCCCCAUGAAACAGUUUUUUUAGUUUGCUCUUUCGAAUGAUAUUUAUAAAUAUUGAGAUAGCUGCCCUGCGUUUCCAGUCUCUUUUGCUCUAAAUAUUUAAAAACAGCUGUUCUCAAACAUUUUCAUUCAAAUAACAUACGAAAGUUCCCUCUCUUCAACAUAAUUUUUGAAAACAUAAUUAUAUUAUAAAAUAGGAAAUUUCAUAUGUAAUGAGUGCUUUUCAUAUUUUUGUUAUGGGAAAGCAAUAUAAUUAUGCAGUCAGUCUGUAGAAAUGUUCAAAUCUUGGUUCAUUUAUUCAAACAAAUAUAGUUUCAAAAGAAGUAAUCAUUAACAUUUUCAUAAAAUAGGAGUUUUAAAAUUGUUAUGGAUUACCUUUUAAAGGUGGUUGAUGCUUGCAACGUCUAACUUGAAAAUUUGUAAACAUGUAAACUAACAUGAUUUUAUUUGUGGUUAGCCUAAUUACAACUCAAUAUAAAAAUUUUAUGCUUCAGUAGAGCAUUUUCGUCAUAUUGGCAACAUAUUUUAAAUAAAAAUCUUAAAACUAGUUCUUAGUAUGACAGAAGAUAAUAGGAAAAUAGUUUAAUAUCUUGAUGCGUUAAUAAAAUACCAAACACAAAGCUAUAAAUGGAAAGUUUACAAUUUAUUCAUAUCUAGUGCUCUGCAGUUUGUGUCAACCGAAAGUUUCAGGGACUGCCUCGAUUGGAAUAAUACAGGUUAUAGUAUAUCUUUAUGCAUUACCAGUUAAGGUCUAAAUAUAGAAAUAUUUAGUUUUUAGAAAAUAACUGGGGCAUUUCUACUCUAUUUUUCACCUUAAACAUUGACUUGUAUAAUUUACUAGUGGAGAAGAAUAAAAAUUAUUUGAAAAGACAAGUGACUUCAUAAAAUGGUAGCCAAUCUUUUUCUUUUAAUUGAGAAAAAUUUUGCUUAGUGGAAAAAUUACCCAUAAUCUUCACCAUCCUGAUGCAGGGACUUGAGAACUUGAAUUUUGUAUUCCUAGUUUCCCUUCUAUUAUUCAUAUAAUUACAGUCCUAAGACACCUAUACUUCUCUUAUUCAUAUAAUUACAGUCUCAAGACACCUAUACUUCUUAACUGGCUAUUUUAAAAUUUCAUUUCUGACUCUACUUGUAUUAGUUUUGAUAAUUAUUAUUCAGUCAUUUCAUAUUUUAUUUAAACUACUUCCCUAUUGAUGAACACUUAUUUCAAUUUUAUUAGGAUAAAUUUCUGGGGAUAUGAUUAUUAAGUGGGGUAAUAUGAACUAUUUUAUGGUUUUUAAUUUGUUUGCCUUACUGCUUUCCCAAAGAAUUGUAACAUUUUACAUUGUCACCUUUUGAGCAUAUCAGUUCACUAAAAGUUUACGGCUUUGGCUGGGGAUUUUACAUGUUGUUGCUAAUUUAUUAAGUAUAAGAGAAGUUCGAAAUUGCUCUAAUUUGCUUUUGUGUGACUUUUCCAUAUACUUUGUUCGUUUGUAUAAAUAAAUGCUUAAUGGUUUAUAA
This is a messenger RNA of Manis pentadactyla (Chinese pangolin), 3444 nucleotides long. It is a transcript of the gene TRUB1, whose product is annotated as TruB pseudouridine synthase family member 1. The record is from RefSeq and is a predicted model, not a curated record. Gene Ontology annotation, biological process: mRNA pseudouridine synthesis; tRNA modification. Gene Ontology annotation, molecular function: pseudouridine synthase activity; RNA binding. Gene Ontology annotation, cellular component: mitochondrion. The transcript is spliced from 8 exons. NCBI's taxonomy places the organism in Eukaryota, Metazoa, Chordata, Mammalia, Pholidota, Manidae. Bases 44 to 1096 code for a protein of 350 amino acids.